UUGUUGAUUGACUCGAUCUCAUUUUUUCUUUAUACAUCAUAGGGUGAAAACGUGACGGAAAAUAUUUAAUUUUAUUUUAAGAAUAAAUUGAUUAAAAUCUAUAUUUAUCGUAAUGCCGUCUAGUGAAGUAAAUCAGUAUGAAUUAGCGUCUAGAUUAUUAUCUUUAACUGAAAAUACAUCCUACACAUUAACUCAAAUCAAUGGGCAAAGGAUUUACAGAAAAGCACCCCAUGCAUGGGUUGGUCCGGAACCUAUUAGGAAGUGUGAGGUUUUCAUUGGUCGCAUUCCACAUGACUGUUUUGAAGACACUUUAGUACCACUGUUCCAGCAGGCCGGCGAGCUAUUCGAGUUCCGCCUCAUGAUUAACUUUUCUGGUUGGAAUAGGGGGUAUGCUUUUGCUAUGUACACAACUCCAGCUGCUGCUAGCAAUGCUAUUUGCAUGUUUAACAACUAUUUGAUUCGUCCAUCUUGGCAACUUGGUGUGUGUCCAUCAGUGAAUAACUGUCGCAUCUUCAUAUCUCGCAUCCCGUCAACAACUUCUUCCAUAGAGAUAGUUCGUCUGCUCUAUGCUCUCACUGAAGAGGUCCACGAGGUGCGCAUCCGUCGCUCUGGUGGCGGUUGUGCUGCUAUAGUGGAGUAUAAGUCUCACCGCGGCGCUGCCAUGGCGCGGAAGGCUUUAGUAGCUGCCGCAUCUGCAGCUUGGGGCUCCGGUGCUCGUCCCGCUGUAGACUGGUCGCUGCCUCAGUCGCCGCACCUGCUGCGACAGUACCGUGAGGUUGGUCGCUGGACGCCAGAGCGCGGUGUGGAGAUUUACCAACUGCGGGAUGAGUUGGUUCCUGCUGCGACCGCGUCGUACACACUGGAGCGCUGGUCUCAAACUAGGCGUCUUCUCAUGAUAUACGAAGCUCAGCGUGCCAGGAGCGCCCCAAACCUAGCUCCGGUCGCAGACCCGAUUCCCGCUCCUCAAAAAAGCAUACAAAUACCACUCCAGGAUGAAGCUUGUGGCCCAGAGAUUAGUCAGAACUAUGGUCUUAUUAAUAACUGGUCUCAUUCCUUGGGCAACGUAACGUCCAACAUGGGGUCCUUGAAUCUUAAUGGAACAUAUAACUCUUGGAAGGAUGGAGGGGCCACAGAGAACAAAACUCUGGACUACAAUCCUUGGACCACUCAGCAUCCACUGCGAGACCCACGCGACAAGAAGCCCCCCCAGGAGUGAAUCACUUUGCCACGGGUAACUGUGUAAUACGUGUCUGUCAUGUGGGUAUAAGCAUGGCCAAAAUUUUAUGUUAUGCAACUUUAAUUUGCAUUCAGAUUGCCUUUUUGGGGAUAAAUAUUAUUUAUUACCUUAUUUAUUGCUUGGGAAAAAAUGCUUAUGAAUGAAUCCCUGAAUCUAGGAGCUAAACUCGAUAAUCUGAUCAGAAAAUUUGUUGAUACAGCUUGUAACACCAAACUGGUUUUUAUUAUUUUUUUCUAAAAAAUCUACUUAUCUUAAAAAUUCAGUGUUUAAUACUAUUUGGUUUUUUAUGAGUUAAAACUAAUUAAUCAAAUGCCUAUAAAUUUAAUUUUAUUGU
This is a messenger RNA of Pieris brassicae (large cabbage white), 1571 nucleotides long. Its product is annotated as probable RNA-binding protein 46. The coding region runs from base 113 to 1216 and encodes 367 amino acids. The transcript is spliced from 6 exons. Gene Ontology annotation, biological process: negative regulation of miRNA-mediated gene silencing; mRNA stabilization. Lineage: Eukaryota; Metazoa; Arthropoda; Insecta; Lepidoptera; Pieridae. The record is from RefSeq and is a predicted model, not a curated record. Gene Ontology annotation, cellular component: cytoplasm; nucleus. Gene Ontology annotation, molecular function: mRNA binding.